Messenger RNA from Peromyscus maniculatus bairdii (prairie deer mouse), 24006 nucleotides. The record is from RefSeq and is a predicted model, not a curated record. NCBI's taxonomy places the organism in Eukaryota, Metazoa, Chordata, Mammalia, Rodentia, Cricetidae.
CGCACCGCACUGCACGGCCCCCCGCCUCGCCCGCACCAUGAUCGCCGCGGCUUUCCUCGUUUUGCUGAGACCCUACAGCAUCCAAUGUGCUCUCUUCCUCUUGUUGCUUCUGCUGGGCACCAUCGCCACCAUCAUUUUCUUCUGCUGCUGGCACCGCAAGCUCCAGAAAGGGAGGCAUCCGAUGAAAUCGGUCUUUUCGGGGCGUUCCAGAAGCAGAGAUGCUGUUCUGAGAUCUCAUCACUUUCGCUCUGAGGGAUUCCGAGCGAGCCCUCGGCACAUCAGGAGACGAGUUGCUGCCGCUGCUGCAGCUGCCCGGCUAGAAGAAGUGAAGCCCGUGGUGGAGGCUCACCACCAGAGUGAACAGGAGUCAUCCGUGAAGAAGCGAAGAAUCAAGAAAAACAGCCGAGUGCAGCCAGAAUUUUAUCAGUCCGUUCAAGGUGCUUCCACCAGGAGGCCUAGCUCCGGGAACGCGUCCUACCGCUGCUCCAUGUCCUCCUCUGCGGAUUUCUCUGAUGAGGAUGAUUUCAGCCAGAAAUCUGGCUCAGCAUCUCCAGCUCCUGGAGACACCUUACCCUGGAAUUUGCCCAAACAUGAGAGGUCCAAAAGAAAGAUUCAAGGGGGCUCGGUGCUGGACCCGGCUGAGAGGGCUGUGCUUCGGAUAGCAGAUGAGCGGGACAAAGUUCAAAAGAAAACCUUCACGAAAUGGAUAAAUCAGCACCUCAUGAAGGUUCGGAAACAUGUGAAUGAUCUCUACGAAGACUUGAGGGACGGGCACAAUUUGAUCUCCCUUCUGGAGGUCCUGUCUGGAGACACCUUGCCAAGGGAGCGAGACUUUUUGAAGACCUUACGGUUGGUGAGUGCAACAGCAGCAUGCGAGUGUGCGCAGCAUGAGGAGGUGGAGGAUGAGGACAAGGGGCCCAGAGAGAAGGGUCGGAUGCGCUUUCACAGACUGCAGAAUGUACAGAUUGCACUGGAUUAUUUGAAAAGACGCCAGGUGAAGUUAGUGAAUAUUAGAAACGAUGACAUAACAGAUGGAAAUCCUAAGCUGACUUUGGGAUUAAUAUGGACAAUAAUUUUGCACUUUCAGAUAUCUGACAUCCAUGUAACUGGAGAGUCCGAAGACAUGUCUGCGAAAGAGAGGUUGCUGCUGUGGACACAGCAGGCAACAGAAGGUUAUGCCGGGGUACGGUGUGAAAAUUUCACUACCUGCUGGAGAGAUGGGAAACUGUUCAACGCCAUCAUCCAUAAAUACAGGCCGGACCUGAUAGACAUGAAUACUGUUGCUGUUCAAAGCAACCUUGCAAAUUUAGAGCAUGCUUUUUAUGUAGCUGAAAAAAUCGGUGUUAUAAGACUUCUGGACCCCGAAGAUGUGGAUGUCUCUUCACCUGAUGAGAAGUCAGUAAUAACCUAUGUGUCCUCCCUGUAUGAUGCAUUUCCCAAAGUCCCCGAAGGCGGUGAAGGCAUUGGUGCAAACGAUGUUGAAGUCAAGUGGAUCGAAUACCAGAAUAUGGUGAACUACCUCAUCCAGUGGAUUAGACACCACGUGGUCACAAUGUCUGAGAGAACAUUUCCUAACAAUCCUGUAGAACUAAAGGCACUUUAUAAUCAGUAUUUACAGUUCAAAGAAAAAGAAAUCCCACCAAAGGAGACAGAGAAAUCAAAAAUUAAACGACUAUAUAAAUUAUUAGAGAUCUGGAUAGAGUUUGGACGCAUCAAACUCCUUCAAGGUUAUCAUCCAAACGACAUUGAGAAAGAGUGGGGCAAGCUCAUCAUCGCCAUGCUGGAGCGGGAGAAGGCGCUCCGUCCCGAGGUCGAGAGGUUGGAUAUGCUGCAACAGAUUGCUGUCCGAGUUCAGAGGGACAGUGUCAUCUGUGAAGACAAACUGAUCCUAGCCCGAAAUGCUCUCCAGUCUGAUUCCAAAAGAUUAGAAUCAGGAGUGCAGUUUCAGAACGAAGCAGAAAUUGCCGGGUACAUACUUGAAUGUGAGAACCUUUUACGCCAGCAUGUGAUUGAUGUACAGAUCCUAAUUGAUGGGAAAUAUUACCAGGCAGACCAGCUGGUGCAGAGGGUUGCAAAGCUGCGGGACGAAAUUAUGGCCUUAAGGAACGAGUGUUCCUCAGUGUACAGCAAAGGACGCAUGCUGACCACAGAGCAGACGAAACUCAUGAUAUCAGGAAUCAGUCAAAGUUUAAACUCAGGAUUUGCACAGACCUUACACCCCAGUCUGAACUCAGGGCUAACCCAGAGUUUAACACCUUCCUUGACCUCUUCCAGUGUGACUUCUGGCUUGUCAUCAGGGAUGACUUCCCGUCUGACUCCAUCCGUUACUCCGGCUUACACGCCUGGCCUCCCAUCAGUGGUAGCUCCAAAUUUCAGUUUAGGAGUAGAGCCAAAUUCAUUACAGACUCUGAAGCUAAUGCAGAUCAGAAAGCCCCUGCUGAAGUCGUCUUUGCUGGAUCAGAAUUUGACAGAAGAGGAAGUCAAUAUGAAAUUCGUUCAGGAUCUCUUGAACUGGGUUGAUGAGAUGCAGGUGCAGCUGGACCGCACUGAAUGGGGCUCAGACUUGCCAAGUGUUGAAAGCCAUUUAGAAAACCAUAAAAAUGUUCACCGAGCCAUUGAAGAAUUUGAAACUAGCCUUAAGGAAGCUAAACUUAGUGAGAUUCAGAUGACGGCGCCUCUUAAGUUAACUUACACAGAUAAGUUGCACAGAUUAGAGAGUCAAUACGCAAAACUGUUGAAUACAUCCAGAAACCAGGAGCGGCACCUUGAUACGCUCCAUAAUUUUGUAACACGGGCAACUAAUGAACUUAUCUGGCUGAAUGAGAAGGAAGAGGAAGAAGUUGCUUAUGACUGGAGCGAGAGAAACACCGGCGUGGCUCGAAAGAAAGGGUACCAUGCGGAGCUCAUGAGAGAACUCGAGCAGAAGGAGGAAAGUAUUAAAGCCGUCCAGGAGGUCGCAGAGCAGCUGCUUCUAGAAAAUCACCCAGCCCGCUUGACUAUCGAGGCGUACAGAGCAGCGAUGCAGACCCAAUGGAGCUGGAUCUUGCAGCUCUGCCAGUGUGUGGAGCAGCACAUCAAGGAGAACACUGCCUAUUUUGAGUUUUUCAAUGAUGCCAAAGAAGCCACUGAUUACCUAAGGAAUCUGAAGGAUGCCAUUCAGCGCAAGUACAGCUGUGACCGAUCCAGCAGCAUUCACAAACUGGAAGACCUCGUUCAGGAGUCCAUGGAGGAAAAAGAAGAGCUUCUGCAGUACCGGAGCUCGGUGGCCGGCCUCAUGGGGAGAGCAAAGACAAUAGUACAGCUGAAGCCCAGGAGUCCUGACAAUCCACUCAAAACCUCCAUUCCCAUCAAAGCCAUCUGUGACUACAGACAGAUUGAGAUAACCAUUUACAAAGACGAUGAAUGUGUUCUGGCAAACAAUUCUCAUCGCGCCAAGUGGAAGGUCAUCAGUCCUACUGGGAACGAGGCUAUGGUCCCAUCUGUGUGUUUUACUGUUCCCCCGCCAAACAAAGAAGCAGUUGACUUUGCAAACAGAAUUGAGCAGCAGUAUCAGAAUGUCCUCACCCUUUGGCAUGAAUCUCACAUAAACAUGAAGAGUGUAGUCUCCUGGCAUUAUCUAGUGAAUGAGAUUGACAGAAUUCGAGCCAGUAACGUGGCUUCGAUCAAGACAAUGUUGCCUGGCGAACACCAGCAGGUUCUGAGUAAUCUCCAAUCCCGUUUGGAAGAUUUUCUGGAGGAUAGCCAGGAAUCCCAAAUAUUUUCAGGCUCGGAUGUAUCUCAGCUAGAAAAGGAGGUGAAUGUUUGUAGGAAGUAUUAUCAAGAGCUUCUCAAGUCUGCAGAAAGAGAGGAGCAAGAGGAAUCAGUGUAUAAUCUUUACAUCUCGGAAGUGAGGAACAUCCGGCUUCGGUUGGAGAGCUGUGAAGACCGCUUAAUUCGGCAGAUACGGACUCCCCUGGAAAGAGACGACUUACACGAAAGCAUGUUCAGAAUCACGGAACAGGAGAAACUAAAGAAAGAGCUGGAACGGCUUAAAGAUGAUUUGGGAGCGAUCACUAACAAGUGUGAAGAAUUCUUCAGUCAAGCGGCAGACUCCCCAUCUGUCCCCACUCUGCGGUCAGAGCUCAGUGUGGUCAUUCAGAGCAUGACUCAGAUCUACUCCAUGUCUUCCACUUACAUAGAGAAGUUGAAAACAGUUAAUUUGGUAUUGAAAAACACUCAGGAGGCAGAAGCCCUCGUCAAACUCUAUGAAACCAAACUGUGUGAAGAAGAAGCAGUAAUAGCUGACAAGAAUAAUAUUGAGAAUCUAAUGAGUACUUUAAAGCAAUGGCGGUCAGAAGUAGAUGAAAAGAGAGGGGUGUUCCAUGCAUUGGAGGACGAGUUGCAGAAAGCAAAAGCCAUCAGUGACGAGAUGUUUAAGGCACACAAAGAGCGGGACCUUGACUUUGACUGGCACAAAGAAAAGGCGGACCAGCUGGUUGAAAGGUGGCAGAAUGUCCAUGUGCAGAUUGACAACAGGCUUCGGGACUUAGAAGGAAUUGGGAAAUCACUGAAGUACUACAGAGAUUCCUAUCACCCUCUGGAUGAUUGGAUCCAGCAAAUAGAAACUACCCAGCGAAAGAUGCAGGAAAACCAGCCAGAAAACAGCAAAGCCCUGGCCUUACAGCUGAAUCAACAGAAGAUGCUGGUGUCAGAAAUAGAAGUGAAACAGAGCAAAAUGGAUGAAUGUCAGAAAUAUUCCGAGCAGUACUCAGCCGUGGUAAAGGACUAUGAAUUGCAAACAAUGACCUACAGGGCCAUGGUGGAUUCACAGCAGAAGUCUCCAGUGAAACGCCGGCGGAUACAGAGCUCAGCAGACCUCAUUAUUCAAGAGUUCAUGGACCUGCGGACUCGAUACACUGCCCUGGUCACUCUCAUGACACAGUAUAUUAAAUUUGCUGGUGAUUCACUGAAAAGGCUGGAAGAGGAGGAGAAGUCUUUGGAAGAAGAGAAGAAACAGCAUGUUGACAAAGCUAAAGAACUGCAGAAAUGGGUAUCAAAUAUCAGCAAGACAAUGAGAGAUGGGGAGAAAGCUGGGAAGCCUCUCUUCUCUAAGCAACAGAUUUCCAGUAAAGAAAUAUCAACCAAAAAGGAGCAGUUCUCUGAAGCUCUUCAAGCCACACAGCUUUUUUUGGCUAAACAUGGAGACAAACUGACAGAUGAAGAAAGAAAGGAAUUGGAGAAACAAGUGAAAGCUCUUCAAGAAGGUUAUAAUUUAUUAUUCAGUGAAUCCCUGAAACAGCAGGAACCGCAACCCUCUGGAGAUACGAAGGCAGAGGAGAAGCUGGAUAAAGUGAUCGCGGGCACCAUCAUUGAGUCAACUGGAGAGGUCCUUUCCAUCUUCCAGGCGGUUUUAAGAGGCCUUCUUGACUAUGAGACAGGAAUCAAGUUGCUUGAGGCACAGCUGGUGAUUUCUGGUUUGAUUUCACCAGAAUCAAGAAAGUGUUUUGACCUCCAAGAUGCUGAAAGCCAUGGCCUCAUUGAUGAACAAAUUCUGUGCCAACUGAAAGAGCUAGAUGAAGUAAAGCAGAUCAUUUCCACUACUUCGCCAACUACGAUUCCCGUGCUGGACUGUCUGGCUCAAGGCAUGAUAUCAGAAUCCAUGGCCAUCCGCGUUCUUGAGAUACUGCUUUCUGCGGGGGCUCUGGUGGCUCCAGCCACAGGUGAACCCCUGACCCUACAAAAGGCUUUCCAGCAGAAUUUGAUUUCCUCGGCAUUGUUUUCUAAAGUCCUUGAAAGGCAAAACACAUGCAAAGAUCUUAUUGACCCAUGCACUUCCGAGAAGGUAUCUUUAACUGACAUGGUCCAAAGAAGCAUUUUGCAGGAAAAUACCGGGAUUUGGCUUUUACCCGUGAGACCACAGGAAGCGGGCCGAAUAACACUGAAAUGCGGAAGAAACGUCAGCGUCCUAAGAGCCGCUCACGAAGGGCUCAUAGACCGUGAAACCAUGUUUAGGUUGUUAGGUGCACAGCUUCUGUCUGGUGGUCUGAUCGAUUGCAACUCUGGGCAGAGAAUGACUGUGGAAGAAGCCGUGGCAGAGGGAAUGAUUGACAGGGACACUGCAAGCAGUAUCCUCACCUAUCAGCUUCAGACCGGUGGGAUCCUGCGCUCCAACCCUGCUAAGCGCUUAACGGUGGACGAAGCAGUGCAGUGUGACCUGAUAACGUCCAGCAGUGCGCUCCUGGUUCUGGAGGCUCAGCGGGGCUAUGUUGGACUCAUUUGGCCCCACUCCGGUGAAAUAUUUCCCACAUCUUCUUCCUUACAGCAAGAGUUGAUCACAAACGAAUUAGCCUACAAAAUUCUGAACGGGAGACAGAAAAUCGCUGCUCUCUAUAUCCCAGAAAGUUCUCAGGUCAUUGAUUUGGAUGUUGCUAAGCAGCUGGGGAUUAUAGAUAAUAACACAGCAUCCAUUUUAAAAAAUAUAACCCUGCCAGACAAAAUGCCAGAUUUGGGAGAUUUAGAAGCUUGUAAAAAUGCCAAAAGAUGGCUCUCUUUUUGUAAAUUCCAGCCAUCUACAGUUCAUGACUACAGGCAAGAAGAGGAUGGUUCUGAUGGUGAAGAGUCAGUGACAACCCAGAGCUCAGAACAAACUAAAAAGUUAUUCCUCUCUUAUUUAAUGGUGAACAGCUACAUGGAUGCAAACACGGGCCAGAGGCUUUUGCUCUAUGAUGGAGACUUGGACGAGGCUGUGAGCAUGCUGCUGGAAAGCUGCGGUGCAGAACUUGGAGCCGGCACAGCCGUAAAAGAAAGUCUCUCAGUCCUAAGCAUCCCUGGUGCCUUUCCUAAUUGUGCCUCAAGGAAAGAAAAGGAUGAGUGUUCAACGUCAGCAGCUGGUUCUGCUAAAUGUCCUUACAGACAACCGGAACAUAAAGAGGCUCUUGAAAACAGCGAGUGUGCCAUAAAUACAGAGUUCUGUAGAACGGGAAACAAUGACAACAGUAGUGAAUUGUAUUGGGCAGAAAACCUAACAAAUACAACAGCAAUUGUUCAUAAAGCCAGCAGUCCAUUUAGUGGGUGUGUCCCCAACCCUCCAUCAUACUCAACACAGCCUGAAUAUGCAGGGGGGAGCGUGCUCAGACAUGAUUCUGAUGACAUACUGAAAGACAGUAAGGACCAAUGUGAGCUUGAAACAAAGGCACAUCCAGAUGAAUGUAAUCAUUCUAAAAGCACUCAAGAUUUUGCAGGUAAUUUUUUGACAUCAAAAACUGGUAGACUUGGUCAUCGGAAUGAACGAGAAACUGAAGCGAGUGUGCAGAAGGACCCGUCUGUCUUUGACUACUCCCCCCAGCUGAGUGCCCUGUUAAGUCAUGAUGAGUUGAGGCACAGUCAGGGCAGUCUGAGUGAAACACAAACCCCACAGAACACGGGAUAUAUAUGUGAAGCUUCUCCAUUGUCGUUCAGUGACCAAAGUGUGUCAGCUGAUAAAAGUGCAAGCGAAAAAUUCCAAGACCAAUUUCUGGGAAUCGCAGCUAUUAACAUCAGCUUCCAGGGAGAGCACUGUGGACAGAAAUCUUUAGAUAUUGGGUGUAGUGAUCCUCAAGUACAAUAUCACAGUGAUGAAUACAUGUCAGAUGUUUCAGGUGAGAGUGAAAAUACUCAACAAACAGAUGAAAAUGAGAAAAGUGGGUCUGAGGUGGACAAAUACUCCUGUACCAUGAUCCCUGGGGAUGGUUCACACAAUACCGACACCUCUGUUUGUGGCACAUUGUCACAUAAAGGAGCCAUUGAUGCUGGUGACUAUGAGACAUCACUGCUUGCUGAUCAGCAGAGUGACUCAGGGACAGACACUGAGAGUGAUGAUUAUUUUUAUGAUACCCCCUUGUUUGAAGAUGAUGACCACGAUUCUCUAGUUCUUCAAGGUGAUGACCGUGAUGGUUUGCAGCCUGAGGACUAUGACAUGUUGCAGGAGGAAAAUGAUGGGACCCCUCCUCCUGUUGAUACUCUGUAUGAUGUUUCAGAAGAGAAGAAAAGUCCUUUGUUUCCCCAAGGAGGAAUCGUUGAUAGCUUAAGUGUGAAGAGCAGAGCACACUGUUCUCAGGAAUUUCUUGUAGGUACAGAGAACGCUGAAUUACAUUUAGUUGACCAGAAACAGUUAAAUUCAGUGGCCUCAGACAAGGUGAAUGAACAGUUAAUAGAACCUACAUCCAAAAGGGAAAGCCCGUGUGCCCUUGACCAGAAUGAUUCUGACUCAUUGACUGACGGUGAAAUCACAGGAAGGAAAGAGAGCUCAGGAGCUUCUGUAACACCUGAUGAGGGUUGGAGAGGGAGAAGAGAGGAGCGUGGCUCUAGCCAAGAAAGCCAGUCUGAUGAUGAUCGGGUAGGUUCCACACCAAGUAGAGAAAGUUCCAGGCAGUCUGUGUGUGACGUGAGUGACACAGAUGACGAUGAGGACGAUGAGGACGACGACGACGAAGACACUCCCAGUGGGGACCACAGCAGUGAUGGAGGAGGAGGGGGACAAGGAGUGGAGGAUGAGAACGGGAAGCCCAUGUACCAACUUGGAGAUACCCGGUUGUGUGCCACCACCCCUGGAAAGGAACAUGGGGGUGAAAACCGAAGUACCAGUCCCAUGCUUCUCCUGGAGGAAGUGCACCAUGACAGUCCUUUAGAAAAGCAGCACCGUGCCAGGGCUUUGCAGCCAGAAUCAACUGGGAAGCAGAGUCAAGGCACUGAAAGAAGCAGCCGUCCAGAACUUACGACGGAAGCUGAUGAGGAGAACAAAGUCAGCCUGGCUGGUCACGUGGCAACUCAAGAUGUGUCGCUGACUGAUGCUAAAGACCAGGCCUCGGAAAAAGUCUUUGGCUUUGAAAGUAUUUUAUCUAACGAUGCCGGUUUGAUUUCCGAAUUAGAAAGUGAUGUGAUGAGCACAAAAGUCAAAUUGGUUCAAGGGCCGGAAUCUACAAAUAUUCUAAAGGCUGAAGGCGAGUAUCUUGAGAAUGUACCACCCCAAAUCAGUCCAUCUUUGGAGGAAAUCAUUUGUUCUGAAACUGAGUUACUAGGAGGACCUUCUGGGGAAAGCCAGUUGUCAUCCAGCGUAAGUGACAAGGAUCAGCAGGAAAGUGGAAGAGGUCUGGUUAAAGGUAGAGGCGGCAAAAGUGACCAGCUGGUGGACGAGACAUCCGUUCGGGAAGUGGGCUCGGGUAAAGAGGAAGGGUCGAUAGAAGGCUCAGGAGAAGAAGAAAGGCAUCUCAACCCCAUUCCAAAUGAAAGUGCACCAGAGAGCCUCAGUAUGGUGAAGAGCCAGGCUCCCCGUCCACUGACGAACACCGAGCAACUCACUCACAGAGGGGGCCUGGAAGCAGCCACUGUGACUCUUGGAGGUGAACUCAAAAAAGUCAGUGAAAGUCCUGUUCCAUCUGAGACUCUGGCAGAGAUAUUUGACACCUCAGCUUCUGAAGUGACUCAUGCCUACUUUACUUCAGAUGUCACAUCCCCUGAGGGAAAGAGCCACGUGGAAGGAGAUUCCUUCACAGAAGGACUGGAGACAGAGAGUGAUCCGUUUACUUCCUUAGAAAACUCUGACAAACAUAUAAAAGUGGAUAUACCAGAACCAAACAAAAACAUCCCAAGCUCUGCCUCAAUAGUUUCUCCUCUCAUGGAGGAUGAUUUAUGGACAGUAAAUAAUGCAGAGGAAACAUCAGUCAUUUCCCAAGAAGACUGGCCUCCAGGUGCCAAGAUCCAGCAAAGUGAUACUUGUACCAAAGAAAGUAUCUCAGAAGGAAAAACAGGAAGCCUUCAGUUCACUCCAGAAAAUAGGGACACCACACUGUCACCCCUGCCUCUUAAAAGUGUGGAGGACUGUGGAGAAAAUACCAAUUCUGAGCAGUCUAAGCUCCAUCUGAAUGGAGUGAACAGCGCCUCCAGUAACACUUCAGAGGGGGGCUGCUCACCGUUAGGAAGCAGCAGGGAGAAAGAAAGCACUGAGAAACAGCCACACAGAGAACCAGCCUUAGCUCCAAGACUCCAAGAGAGAGCGGUUCAUGUUCCCGAGUUGUCUCUGGCAUUUGGGAAUGGUGGGGAGGCCAUCUUGAAAAGCAUGUUAGAAGAAGGUCAUACCAAUCUCCAAGAGGGGGGAGACCCUUCAGCUUGCACAGGCACCAAAAUUUCAGUUCAGAGCUUCAUUAAAACAGUUGUCUUGCCUCAGUUGCCGGAUGAAGUAUCUAGUGUGCCCAGUCUUGGCGUUUCCCCCACGAAUAACUCAUCAGAACCGAAGGCAGAGAGUGGAGGGGAUCCUCUCUGCAUUGCAAGUCUUCUUGAUAUACUGAAGCAAAAACAACAGACCCAAGAAACCCCAGGCACAUCUGAGUUGAUGAAAGUGUUAACUCAAAUGGAGUGGGAUCCAGAGAAAAGAGGCAUUGCAUCUGAAUUAUUUCCACCACAACUUAAAAAUGCUUUGUACAAGCUGCUUUUGGAUGGCUCUUCCGCUGAAAGAGAACAGGCUGGAGCCUCGAAUCAAAAACCACAGGCUGCUUCUGAGGUGGUGGAGGAAGAGCCGUACAUCUGUGGUGGUCUGAAAAGCAAAGAGGGAACUCGCCAUUCUCCGAACCCGCAAACUGUGGGAGAAACAGGGGCAGAGCUCUCUACUGUGCACACAGCAGCCUUGGCAGGAGACAGGAAGCUUGAAGAGCUGUGCAGUGAGCCUCCGGGUCAUUCGGAACGCGUUUCUGGAGCAAAAGAAAUGGCCUCUGGUGACAACUCGGUGGAAAAAUGUUCCAGUGAGUUGCAGCAGUGUUUACAGCAUUCUGAGAAAAUGCAUGAGUAUUUGGCUUUGCUUCGCGACAUGAAACCCCCGUUAGAAAGUCAGCCGUCUGAGGAUAACAGUCUAGAAGCCUUGAAGAAUCAGCUUAAGCAGUUAGAGACAUUUGAGUUGGGGUUUGCUCCAAUUGCUGUGUUUUUGAGAAAAGAUCUAAAGUUGGCAGAAGAGUUCUUAAAGUCUUUUCCUAGUGACCUUCCCAGAAGACAUCGAGAGGAACUGAGCAAAAGCCACGAAGGUUUACAGAGUGCCUUCUCAUCCCUUAGCAGUGCAUCCUCAGAAAGAAAGAAACGGCUCAGGCUUGCCAUCGACUCUGAAAUGUCUAAACUCACAGAAGUUUAUGAAGACUUCCUGCAUAAACUUACGUCAUAUUCAGAUUGGGUAUCAGAGAAAAGCAAAUCUGUGAAGGAUAUUCAAACUGUGAACAUCCAAGAUACUGAACUUGUAAAAGAAAGUGUGAAGUUUCUUAAGGAUGUGCUAAGAGACCUUACACACACCAAAGCGCAGCUGGAAACGGCGGCCUUUGACAUACAGUCCUUCAUCUCCGACCAUGCUCAAGAUCUGUCUCCCAACCAAAGCAGACAGCUGCUGAGACUCUUAAAUACAACCCAGAAGUGUUUUCUUGAUGUGCAGGAGCUGGUAACCACCGAGGCCGACCGGUUAGAGACUCACCUACACCUAGAGCAGGAGCUCGGUCAUCAGAAGGUUGUGGCAGAGCGUCAGCAAGAAUACAAAGAGAAACUCCAAGGACUGUGUGAUCUCCUCACCCAAACCGAAAACCGCCUCAUCAGUCAACAAGAAGCCUUUGUGAUUGGAGAUGGCACAGUGGAGUUAAAGAAGUACCAGACUAAGCAAGAGGAAUUGCAGAGAGAGAUGCAAGGCAGUACACAGGCACUGGCGGACCUCGUGAGGAACACGGAAAUCUUUUUAAAAGAGAGUGGCGACGAGCUGUCCCGCGAAGAUAAAGCUUUGAUCGAGCAGAAACUGAGCGAGGCAAAGAUGAAGUGCGAGCAGCUGAAUGUAAAGGCAGAACAGUCGAAAAAGGAGCUGGAUAAAGCGGUGACGUCAGCCAUCAAGGAGGAGGCUGAAAAGGUUGCAGCUGUGAGGCAGCUGGAAGAGAGCAAAACCAAAAUAGAAAACCUUAUGGACUGGUUGUCGAAUGUGGAGAAGGACUCGGAGGGGGCAGGCGGGAAGCACAGGCAGACGAUGGAGCAGAACGGAACCCAUUCUCAUGACGGUGAUGGCAAGUCAGUAGCUGGUGAGGAGGACGAAGUCAAUGGCAACCUGCUGGAGACAGAUGCUGAGGAGCUCGCCGGGACCACGGAGGAGAAUCUGAACCAGCAGUACCAGAGAGUCAAGGCCCAGCACGAAAAGAUCAUGGCUCAGCACCAGGCGGUCAUCCUAGCCACGCAGUCUGCACAGGUACUGCUUGAGAAACAGGGCCACUACCUGUCACCCGAAGAAAGGGAGAAGCUGCAGGCAGACAUGCAGGAGCUGAAAGCGCAUUAUGAGACUGCGCUGGCCCAGUCCGAGAAGAAGGUGAAGCUGACGCAUUCCCUGCAGGAGGAGCUGGAGAAGUUUGACGCUGACUGUAGCGAGUUCAAGCAUUGGCUCCAGCAGUCGGAACAAGAGCUGGAGAACCUGGAGGCGGGUGCCGACGACCUCAGCGGGCUAACAGACAAGCUGACCAGGCAGAAGAGUUUCUCCGAAGACGUCAUCUCACACAAAGGUGACUUGAGGUACAUCACCAUUUCCGGAAACAGGGUGUUAGAAGCCGCCAAGUCUUGCAGCAAGAGAGACGGCCACAGGAACGACAGGGACAACGUGGACACUUCCGCAACCCACAGAGAGGUUCAGACCAAACUCGACCAGGCUACACAGCGCUUCCGGUCUCUCUACUCCAAGUGCAAUGUUCUCGGGAAUAACCUGAAAGAUCUGGUGGAUAAAUACCAACACUACGAAGACGCUUCAUGUGGGCUUCUUUCUGGGCUGCAGGCCUGCGAGGCCAAAGCGAGCAAACAUCUGCUGGAGCCCAUUGCUGUGGACCCCAAAAACCUGCAGAGGCAGUUAGAAGAGACCAAGGCUUUGCAAGGACAGAUAUCAAGCCAGCAGGUGGCUGUGGAGAAGCUGAAAAAAACGGCAGAAGUGCUCUUGGAUGCCAAGGGCUCCUUACUUCCCGCCAAGAAUGACAUCCAGAAGACACUGGAUGACAUUGUUGGGAGAUACGACGAUCUGUCCAAGUCUGUGAAUGAACGGAAUGAGAAGCUUCAGAUAACACUGACCCGCUCUCUGAGUGUGCAGGACGGCUUGGAUGAGAUGCUGGACUGGAUGGGAAGUGUGGAGAGCUCACUGGUCACGCAAGGUCAAGUGCCCUUGAACUCCACAGCUCUUCAGGAUCUCAUCAGUAAAAACAUUAUGUUGGAACAGGAUAUUGCAGGUCGUCAGAGCAGCCUGAAUGCCAUGAAUGAAAAAGUGAAGACAUUUGUGGAGACGACAGACCCAUCCACUGCCUCCUCACUGCAAGCGAAGAUGAAGGACCUGUCUGCUCGGUUUUCCGAAGCAAGUCAGAAACAUAAAGAAAAGCUUGCCAAGAUGGUGGAUCUGAAGGCCAAAGUAGAGCAGUUUGAAAAACUCUCAGAAAAGCUGCAAGUGUUUCUGGAGACACAGAGCCAGGCACUCACUGAGGUGGACAUGCCAGGGAAAGAUGUUCUGGAGCUGUCUCAGCAUAUGCAGGAAUCCACUACUAAAUUCUUAGAACACAAGAAAGAUCUCGAAGCUUUGCACAGCCUCCUGAAAGAGAUAUCCAGCCAUGGCUUACCAGGGGACAAAGCUCUGGUGUUUGAAAAAACAAAUAAUUUGUCAAAGAAAUUCAAAGAACUGGAGGAUACUAUCCAAGAAAAAAAAGAAGCUAUAAGUUCUUGUCAGGAGCAGCUGAGUGCUUUCCGAGACCUUGCUCAGUCACUGAAGUCCUGGAUAAACGAAACAGCAAAGCAGGUUCCCGUCGUGAAGCCUUCCUUGGGUGCAGAGGCCUUGGGGAAAUCUCUGGAAGAAACCAAGAAACUACAAGAAAAGUGGAGUUUGAAAGCACCCGAGAUUCAGAGAGCCACCAACAGUGGGGUCUCACUAUGUAACCUAAUAAGCGCAGUGACCACCCCUGCCAAGGCCAUCACAGCCGUCAGAUCAGGAGGAGUAAUGCUAAAUGGUGAAGGAACAGACACAAAUACUCAGGAUUUCUUGGCAAAUAAAGGUUUAACAUCUAUUAAAAAGGACAUGACUGACAUAAGCCACAGUUAUGAAGACCUUGGCCUCUUACUCAAGGAUAAAAUAGCUGAACUGAACACGAAACUCUCCAAGUUGCAAAAGGCCCAGGAAGAAUCAAGCGCGAUGAUGCAGUGGUUACAGAAAAUGAACAAAACUGCAAACAAAUGGCACCAGACACCAACACCUACAGACACCGAAUCUGUGAAGAUACAAGUUGAGCAGAAUAAGUCAUUUGAGGCAGAACUGAAGCAGAAUGUAAACAAGGUACAAGAGCUGAAAGACACGUUGACAGAGCUGCUGAAGGAGAACUCGGAGGCCCCCGAGGUCCCCACCUGGAAACAGACGCUGACCGAGAUGGAUACCAAGUGGCAAGAGCUCAACCAGUUAACAGUUGACAGGCAGCAAAAGCUGGAAGAAUCCUCCAAUAAUCUAACCCAGUUCCAGACCACAGAGGCCCAGUUAAAACAGUGGCUUGUGGAGAAAGAGUUGAUGGUCAGUGUUCUUGGACCCUUAUCCAUCGACCCGAAUAUGUUGAACACACAGAGGCAGCAGGUGCAGAUUCUGCUUCAAGAAUUCGACACUCGGAAACCUCAAUACGAACAGCUCAGAGCAGCCGGCCAGAGCAUCCUGAGCAGACCCGGGGAAGACCCUUCUUUACACGGGAUUGUGAACGAACAACUGGUAGCUGUGACCCAGAAGUGGGACAACCUGACGGGACAACUGAGGGACAGGUGUGACUGGAUUGACCAGGCUAUCGUCAAAAGCACCCAGUACCAGGGCCUCCUGAGAAGUCUUUCCACUACCCUGAGUGAGCUGGAUGACAGGCUCAGCAGCAGCCUCACUGUGGGCACACUGCCUGAUGCUGUGAACCAGCAGCUGGAGGCGGCCCAGAAACUGAAGCAGGAAAUAGAGCAGCAAACCCCACAGCUCAGGGAAGCCCAGGCACUCUGUGAGGACCUGUCAGCGCUGGUCAAAGAAAGCUACUUGAAAGCAGAGCUGAGUAGGCAACUGGAAGGCGUCAUGAAAUCGUUUAAGGAUAUUGAACAAAAAACAGAGAAUCAUGUUCAGCACCUUCAAUCAGCCUGUGCAAGCUCUCACCAAUUUCAGCAAAUGUCUAAGGAUUUUCAGGCUUGGCUUGACACAAAGAAGGAAGAACAAAGAAACUCUCCCCCAAUAUCAGCCAAAUUUGAUGUCUUGGAGUCAUUACUUAAAGCUCAGAAAGACUUCAGCAAAACUUUCACUGAGCAGUCUAACAUUUACGAAAAAACCAUUGCGGAAGGUGAAAACCUGUUAUUAAAAACACAGGGGGCGGAGAAAGCAGCCUUACAGUUACAGCUCAACACGAUUAAAACCAACUGGGACCGAUUUAGAAAACAGGUGAGCGAGAGGGAGGACAAACUGAAAGACUCACUGGAAAAAGCCCUCAAGUACAGAGAGCAGGUGGAGACUCUGCAGCCGUGGGUAGACAAAUGUCAUCAGAGUCUGGACAAAGUCAAGUUCUGCCUGGAUCCUGCUGAGACAGAGAACUCCAUCGCCGAGUUAAAGUCUCUGCAGAAGGAAAUGGACCACCACUUUGGUAUGGUGGAGCUACUCAACAACACAGUCAACAGCCUACUCAGUGUCUGCGAGGUAGAUAAAGAGGUGGUUACAGAUGAGAAUAAGGCAUUGAUCCAGAAGGUAGACAGGGUCACCGAACAGCUUCAGAGUAAGAAAGUCUCCCUGGAGAACAUGGCCCAGAAGUUUAAAGACUUCCAGGAGGUCUCCAAAGAAGCCAAAAGGCAGAUCCUGUGUGCAAAAGAACAGCUGGAUGUCCACCACUCCCUAGGGCCCCAGGCCUACAGUAACAAGCACCUGACCAUGCUCCAGACUCAGCAGAAGUCACUCCAGACCCUGAAGCACCAGGUAGACUUGGCAAAAAGGCUCGCCCAGGACCUCGUGAUAGAAGCUGCAGGCUCAAAGGGAACCGCUGAUGUUCUGUUGCAAGCAGAAACCUUAGCUGAAGAGCAUGAAAGACUGAGCCAACAAGUGGACGAGAAGUGUUCUUUCCUGGAAACCAAGCUGCAGGGUAUUGGCCACUUCCAGAAUACCAUCCGAGAGAUGUUUUCUCAGUUUACAGAGUUUGACGAUGAACUGGAUAGCAUGGCCCCAGUGGCGAGAGAGCGAGAAACACUGAAAGAGCAAAAGGCAGCCAUACAGACCUUCCUGAAGAAGCUGGAAGCCCUCAUCGCAAACAACAGCAAUGCCAACAAAACCUGCAAGAUGAUGCUAGCCACAGAAGAAACCUCUCCUGACCUCGUUGGAAUCAAAAGGGACUUAGAAGCCUUGAGCAAACAGUGCAACAAGUUGCUAGACCGAGCAAAAGCCAGAGAAGAGCAGGUGGAAGGUGCCACUGAACGGCUUGAAGAGUUCUACCGCAGACUGGAAGAGUUCUCCACUCUGCUCCGGAAGGCCGAAGAACACGAAGAGUCACAAGGUCCCGUGGGGACGGAAACUGAGACAAUUAACCAGCAGCUUGAUGUGUUUAAGGUGUUCCAGAAAGAAGAAAUUGAACCCUUGCAGGUGAAGCAGCAAGAUGUGAACUGGUUAGGUCAAGGCCUCAUUCAGAGCGCAGCUGCGAACACCUGCACUCAGGGUUUGGAGCGUGACCUGGAUGAUGUCAACGCGCGGUGGAAAACUCUCAAUAAGAAGGUGGCCCGGAGAGCAGCCCAGCUGCAGGAGGCUCUACUUCACUGUGGGAGGUUCCAGGACGCCCUGGAGUCCCUGCUCAGCUGGAUGGCAGACACCGAGGAACUUGUGGCCAAUCAGAAGCCUCCAUCCGCUGAGUUCAAAGUGGUGAAGGCCCAGAUACAAGAGCAAAAGCUUCUGCAAAGACUACUGGAAGACCGGAAGUCCACGGUGGAGGUGAUCAAACGAGAAGGAGAGAAAAUCGCCGCUUCGGCCGAACCUGCAGACAGAGUGAAGCUGUGCCGGCAGCUGAGCCUCCUGGACAGCCGGUGGGAGGCUCUGCUCAGCAGGGCUGAAGCGAGGAACCGCCAGUUGGAAGGUAUCUCAGUGGUAGCUCAGGAGUUCCACGAGACCUUGGAACCGCUGAAUGAGUGGCUCACGGCCAUCGAGAAGAGACUGGCCAACUCUGAGCCCAUCGGAACCCAGGCCCCAAAGCUCGAGGAGCAGAUCGCACAGCACAAAGCUUUAGAAGAUGACAUCAUCAAUCACAAUAAACAUUUGCACCAGGCUAUUAGCAUUGGCCAGUCCUUAAAGAUUUUGAGCUCCAGGGAGGAUAAAGACAUGGUGCAGAGUAAACUAGACUUCUCUCAAGUGUGGUACUUUGAGAUUCAGGAGAAAAGCCACAGCAGGUCCGAGCUCCUCCAGCAGGCCCUGUGUAACGCUAAGAUUUUUGGGGAAGAUGAAGUGGAGCUGAUGAACUGGCUGAACGAGGUGCAUGGCAGACUGAGCAAGCUCUCAGUCCAGGAUCACAGCGCUGAAGCGCUUUGGAAGCAGCAGUCCGAACUCCGGGCUCUGCAAGAAGACAUCCUCCUCAGGAAACAGAAUGUCGACCAGGCACUGCUGAAUGGUUUAGAGCUGCUCAAGCAAACCACAGGUGAUGAAGUUUUAAUAAUUCAGGAUAAGUUGGAAGCCAUUAAAGCAAGGUACAAAGACAUCACCAAACUGAGUGCCGAUGUAGCCAAGACUCUGGAACACGCUCUGCAGCUCGCCAGACAGCUGCAGUCCAUGCACCAGGAGCUGUGCAGCUGGCUGGACAGGGUGGAGGUGGAGUUGCUCUCCUACGAGACGCAGGCCCUGAAAGGAGAAGCCUCAAGCCAAGUCCAAGAGAGACAGAAAGAACUGAAGAAAGAAGUUAAGAGCAACAAAGCCUUACUGGAUUCUCUUAACGAAGUGAGCGGCGCUUUGUUGGAACUGGUACCCUGGAGGGCGAGAGAAGGACUCGAGAAAAUGGUAGCUGAGGACAACGAGCGCUACCGAUUGGUGAGCGACACCAUCACCCAGAAAGUGGAAGAGAUCGAUGCUGCCAUUCUGCGGUCUCAGCAGUUUGAGCAAGCAGCAGAGGCUGAGUUAUCCUGGAUUACUGAAAUAGAGAAGAAGUUAAUGUCUCUGGGUGACAUCAGGCUUGAGCAAGACCAGACCUCUGCUCAGCUGCAGGUUCAAAAGGCAUUCACCAUGGAUAUUUUGCGACACAAGGAUAUUGUUGAUGAACUUGUUAAAUCUGGACAUAAAAUCAUGACCACAUCCAGCGAAGAGGAAAAGCAGUCAAUGAAGAAAAAACUGGAUAAGAUACUGAAGAACUAUGAUGCCAUCUGCCAGAUAAACUCAGAGAGGCACCUGCAGCUGGAGCGGGCACAGUCCCUCGUUAGCCAGUUCUGGGAGACGUAUGAGGAACUCUGGCCGUGGCUGACAGAAACACAAAGAAUCAUCGCCCAGCUGCCUGCCCCGGCCCUGGAAUAUGAAACUCUGAGACGGCAGCAGGAAGAGCACCGGCAACUGCGAGAACUGAUAGCCGAGCACAAGCCUCACAUAGAUAAGAUGAACAAGACUGGGCCGCAGUUACUGGAACUGAGCCCAAAGGAAGGCGUCUAUAUCCAAGAAAAGUAUGUGGCAGCCGACACCCUUUACAGCCAAAUUAAAGAAGAUGUCAAAAAACGAGCCGUGGUACUAGAUGAAGCCAUUUCCCAGUCAACUCAGUUUCAUGACAAGAUCAACCAGAUCCUCGAGAGCCUGGAGCGCAUCAUGGAGCGUCUGAGGCAGCCGCCGUCCAUCUCCGCGGAGGUUGAAAAGAUCAAGGAACAGAUUGGUGAAAAUAAGAGUGUGUCUGUGGACAUGGAGAAGCUGCAGCCACUGUAUGAGACGCUGAGGCAGAGGGGGGAGGAGAUGAUUGCCCGGUCUGAGGGCACCGAGAAAGACAUCUCUGCCAAAGCCGUGCAGGACAAGCUGGACCAAAUGGUUUUCAUUUGGGAAAACAUACACAUGAUGGUAGAAGAAAGGGAGGCCAGAUUGCUGGAUGUUAUGGAACUGGCAGAGAAAUUCUGGUGUGACCACAUGUCAUUGGUGGUUACCACAAAAGACACUCAAGAUUUCAUCCGGGACCUGGAAGACCCUGGGAUUGACCCCUCAGUAGUUAAACAGCAGCAGGAAGCAGCGGAGGCAAUAAGAGAGGAAUUUGAUGGCCUGCAAGAGGAACUAGACCUGGUCACCACACUGGGCUCUGAGCUGAUCGCUGCCUGUGGGGACCCUGAUAAGCCCAUUGUCAAGAAAAGCAUAGAUGAGUUAAAUUCAGCCUGGGAUUCUCUAAAUAAAGCUUGGAAAGACCGGGUUGACAAACUGGAAGAGGCCAUGCAGGCUGCCGUUCAGUACCAAGAUGGAUUGCAGGCAAUAUUUGACUGGGUUGAUAUCGCAGGCAAUAAGUUAGCCUCAAUGACUCCAAUUGGAACGGAUCUUGAGACCGUCAAGCAGCAGAUUGAAGAGCUGAAGCACAAGCUGGAGGGUGCUCUCUUGGCGCUGGGUCAGUUCCAGCACGCCCUGGACGAGCUCCUGGCGUGGAUGGCGCACACAAAGGGCUUGCUGAGUGAACAGAAACCUGUUGGAGGAGACCCGAAGGCCAUUGAAAUUGAACUUGCCAAGCAUCAUGUGCUCCAAAACGACGUGUUAGCCCACCAGUCCACCGUGGAAGCGGUCAACAAAGCAGGAAAUGACCUCAUUGCAUCGAGUGCGGGAGAAGAAGCAAGCAACCUCCAGUACAAGCUCAAAAUCUUAAAUCAACGCUGGCAGGAUAUUUUGGAAAAAACCGAUCGAAGGAAGCAGCAGCUGGAUAGUGCCUUGCGCCAGGCCAAAGGGUUCCAUGGUGAGAUCGAAGAUUUGCAACAGUGGCUGACUGACACAGAGCACCAUCUCUUGGCAUCCAAACCCCUGGGAGGUUUGCCAGAAACAGCCAAGGAGCAGCUUAACGCACAUAUGGAAGUCUGCACUGCCUUUGACAUCAAAGAAGAAACGUACAAGAGUUUGAUGCAGAAAGGGCAGCAGAUGCUCGCAAGAUGCCCCAAAUCUGCAGAGACGAACAUCGACCAAGACAUAAACAACUUGAAAGAGAAAUGGGAAUCGGUGAAGAGCAAACUCAACGAGAAGAGAACUAAAUUGGAAGAGGCCCUCCACCUAGCCAUGGACUUCCACAAUUCCCUCCAGGACUUCAUCAACUGGCUUACCCAGGCCGAACAAACCCUGAAUGUGGCUUCUCGGCCAAGUCUUAUCUUGGACACAAUCUUGUUUCAAAUCGAUGAGCACAAGGUCUUCGCCAAUGAGGUGAAUUCUCACCGUGAGCAGAUAAUAGAACUAGACAAAACUGGGACCCACCUGAAGUACUUCAGUCAGAAACAGGAUGUGGUGCUCAUCAAGAACCUGCUCAUCAGCGUGCAGAGUCGGUGGGAGAAGGUGGUCCAGCGGUUAGUGGAGAGAGGAAGGUCCUUGGACGACGCGAGGAAGAGGGCCAAACAGUUCCACGAAGCUUGGAGUAAACUAAUGGAGUGGCUGGACGAGUCAGAAAAAUGUUUGGAUUCUGAACUGGAAAUCGCCAAUGAUCCAGACAAAAUAAAAACACAGCUGGCACAGCACAAGGAGUUUCAGAAAUCACUCGGAGGUAAACAUUCUGUCUAUGAUACCACCAAUCGAACUGGACGUUCCCUGAAGGAGAAAACCUCACUGGCUGAUGACAACCUGAAGCUGGACAACAUGCUGAGUGAACUCAGGGACAAGUGGGACACCAUAUGUGGAAAGUCUGUGGAAAGACAAAACAAAUUGGAGGAGGCCCUAUUAUUUUCUGGACAAUUCACAGAUGCCCUGCAGGCCCUCAUUGAUUGGCUGUAUCGAGCAGAGGAAUUUCACUCUGUGGUCCACGCCCUCCUGGAGUGGCUGGCGGAAGCAGAGCAAACGCUGCGUUUCCACGGUGCUCUCCCGGAUGAUGAGGAUGCUCUCCGGACUCUCAUUGAUCAGCAUAAAGAGUUCAUGAAGAAACUGGAAGAGAAAAGAACCGAACUGAAUAAGGCCACUGACAUGGGUGACGCUCUGCUGGCCAUCUGCCACCCUGACUCCAUCACCACCAUUAAGCACUGGAUAACAAUCAUCCAGGCCCGGUUUGAAGAGGUGCUGGCCUGGGCGAAGCAGCAUCAGCAGAGGUUGGCGGGGGCCCUGGCCGGGCUCAUUGCUAAGCAGGAAUUGCUGGAAACUUUGCUGGCGUGGUUGCAGUGGGCAGAAACUACCCUCAGUGAGAAAGAUAAGGAAGUCCUCCCACAGGAAAUUGAAGAAGUGAAAACCCUCAUUGCGGAACACCAGACCUUCAUGGAAGAAAUGACCAGAAAACAGCCGGACGUCGACAAAGUUACCAAGACCUACAAGAGGAGAGCAGCUGACCCUUCCGCUCUGCAAUCUCACAUCCCAGUCUUGGACAAGGGACGGGCCGGAAGGAAACGCUUCCCAGCCUCAGGCUUGUAUCCAUCUGGACCGCAGACACAGAUCGAAACGAAGAAUCCCAGGGUGAACCUGCUGGUGAGCAAGUGGCAGCAGGUGUGGCUCCUGGCUCUGGAGAGGAGGAGGAAGCUCAACGACGCCUUGGACCGGCUGGAGGAGCUGAGGGAAUUUGCUAACUUCGAUUUUGAUAUCUGGCGUAAAAAAUACAUGAGGUGGAUGAAUCAUAAGAAAUCUCGAGUGAUGGACUUCUUCAGGAGAAUCGAUAAGGACCAGGAUGGAAAGAUCACGCGGCAGGAAUUUAUUGAUGGAAUCCUUUCCUCAAAAUUCCCUACUAGUCGCCUGGAGAUGAGUGCUGUGGCAGACAUCUUUGACAGAGAUGGUGACGGAUACAUCGACUACUAUGAGUUUGUGGCAGCUCUGCAUCCAAACAAAGAUGCGUACAAACCCAUCACAGACGCCGACAAAAUUGAAGAUGAGGUCACGAGGCAAGUAGCUAAGUGUAAAUGUGCAAAGCGAUUCCAAGUUGAACAAAUCGGCGACAACAAAUACAGGUUCUUCCUGGGAAAUCAGUUUGGAGACUCCCAGCAGCUGCGACUCGUGCGGAUCCUGCGAAGUACGGUGAUGGUUCGUGUUGGAGGUGGAUGGAUGGCUCUGGAUGAGUUCUUAGUGAAAAAUGAUCCAUGCAGGGUUCAUCAUCAUGGGAGUAAAAUGUUGCGUUCGGAAUCAAACUCUUCAAUUACUACUACUCAGCCUACUAUAGCUAAAGGAAGGACCAACAUGGAGCUCCGUGAGAAGUUCAUCCUAGCAGAGGGUGCCAGUCAGGGCAUGGCUGCCUUCCGGCCACGAGGCCGCAGAUCGCGACCUUCAUCCCGAGGGGCUUCACCCAACAGAUCCACUUCCAUGUCCAGCCACGCUGGCCAGGCAGCCUCCCCACAGGUGCCCGCUGCCGCCAGCACACCCAAGAUUCUCCACCCUUUAACACGCAAUUACGGUAAACCGUGGUUGACAAACAGCAAACUGUCAACUCCUUGUAAAGCAGCCGAGUGCUCAGACUGUCCCGUGUCGUCUGCAGAGGGAACUCCAAUCCAGGGAAGCAAGCUGCGACUUCCGGGGUAUCUGUCAGGGAAAGGCUUCCACUCCGGGGAGGACAGAGCCUUGAUCACAGCCGCAGCUGCCCGAGUCCGAACGCAGCUCGCUGAGUCCAGGAAGACUCCCAGCCGCCCCGGAAGCAGAGCCGGAAGCAAAGCCGGCAGCAGGGCCAGCAGCCGCCGAGGCAGUGACGCGUCAGACUUUGACAUUUCCGAAAUCCAGUCUGUGUGCUCAGACGUGGAGACUGUCCCACAGCCGCACAGACCUGUGCCCCGAGCAGGUUCUCGGCCAUCCACAGCCAAGCCUUCCAAAAUCCCCACGCCCCAGAGGAAGUCACCUGCCAGCAAAUUAGACAAGUCUUCAAAGAGAUAGUGCAAUUGGGCUCCAGCCAGCCCUUCCUUCCCCGAGCAUUUAUUAUUUAAGUGAAUGAUGUAAAAUACGAUGUAGAGAUUACUGUGAAAUAUUGCAGGAGGCGAGUUUUAAAUUCUACAGAUGGCCUUAUUUGUGUAUUUGUCUUUUUAUUUGAUCUGUAUCACUUUUUGGUCAGAUUUUCUGGGGGUAAAGUCACAUCAUAUGUGAUAAGGAAGAAAGGAUUUAACAUGAACUAGUGUUCCUGCACUGUCACGUGUAGACCACACACUGAAGUCCGUUACUGUCCUCCAGGUAAGUCUACAUCCUCGCUGACAGCCACAGCGCUACACAGCUCACAUUAAGGGUUACCUCAUGACACUCGUCCCUAUGAAAAUUCUGAGCAUCUGACAGACUUAGCAGGGAAAUAUUUUUUUUUUUUUGAGAUGCUUUAACUGUAAAUGAGAAGGAAAGUAAAAGGAAAAACACAUCAACACCCAGUUCUUCAAGCAGUAACCAACAGAGACUCACAGGAGAUUGCUCCAAGCAGCCGCGGGUACCAGGGUGUGCAAGCACCUCUCAGCAUCCUUGAUCCGUUGCUUUAGACGCAGCCAGACGCGCCCUGGGUAUCAGCCGCCUACACUGUAAGGAUGUGAUGCCAAGUGCAUUCGUAUAAACGUGAGAUUUGCUUUGCUUGGGUGGACAGCAGCCCUGUAUCAUUGAACUCAUUUUGUAACAGCAAUUUCGCUUGCAAAAAAGAAAAAAAGAAAGAAAGAAAGCUAUGAAAUAAAACAUGUCCCUUAACUUCAUUGCUAUGGAAUUAAUUUUUUUCCCCAGGGAAAACUGGUGUAUUUUUUUAUGAACAGUAUCCAUUUGGAGUGACCAAAAGAUACUUUAAAAGUGGGUUUAUUUUGAUUUCUCAUCUGGAAUAAUCAUGUUCUGGUAUUAUAUCGACUUAUAUUUAAUAAAUAUGCAUUUUAAUUUAUUAUGUAUACUCACAUACUAGAGAAAGAUAUUAGUAUGCAUUUAAUAAAACAUAUUCACUUGAA